AUGUCGCUCAAUGAGAACGAGCUGUCGCAGCUCCGCGAGUCCCUCCAGGAUGCAGUUGUGAAGUGUUCCGAGCGGUGUCUAUACUCGGCAGCAGAGCUCCUUAACGCGAUCCCCGAACCCUCGGUCGAUGCCGCCAUAGCCGAUGCAGAUGCCCAAUACGUCCCGACCGUCUUCACAGCGAACGCCGACCCUGAAGAGGCUCUCCUUGAAGCCAAGGAAAUCAACAAGUACCUGCUGGCGAAAGCCCUCUUCGACUCAAGGGAGUUCGACCGCUGCGCCGCCGUCUUCCUGCCCGAGUCCGUUCUGUCCGGUAUCCUGAGCUCCAACGCGGAGAGUACAUCAGGGACGUCUAAGGGGAAAGGGAAGACAAGAGCCGAGGCCGAGACGACGAGAGCCGCGGGCAGCAGCACCGAGCUGCCCCGGCUCAGCCAGAAGAGCUUGUUCCUGGCCCUGUACGCGAAAUUCAUGUCCGGGGAAAAGCGCAAAGACGAAGAUUCAGAGAUGGUCAUGGGUCCCCAAGACCUCGGGAACAUUGUCAACAAGCAGCUGAAUGCCGUCAGCCGGUUCCUCAGCAACUGGUUCGACGAGCGCACGACAGACGACGGCGAGGUCCUCGGCAGCCAGGGCUGGCUGGAGUACCUGUACGGCAUGGUUCUCGCAAAGGAAAAGAACGAGGACAAGGCAAUGGACUACUUUGUGCGAAGCGUCCACUUGUAUCCGAUGAACUGGGGCUGCUGGCUGGAAAUGACCCAGCUCAUUUCUCGGGUGGAUGAUGUAAGUCCUCAGCCGGCCAGGCCUGACCAAGAGCAGCAGAAAGCUAACACCCUCCAGCUGAGCCGCAUAGCAGAGCACCUCCCUCAAAACAUCGUCUCCUUUAUCUGGCAUCUCUACACAUCACUCGAACUCUACCAGGCGACCCCGGAACUCGCCAACUCAUUGGACUCGUUGAUGGGCAUAUUCCCCAACUCAUCGUUUCUCCUCACAUGCAACGCCAUGCUAUCGUACCACUCGAAAGACCUUGUCGCUGCCGAGCAAAACUUUAGUCGCUUGCUAUCACUACAUCCUCACAGGCUUGACUCGCUGGACCACUACUCCAACAUCCUGUACGUCAUGAACCUGAGGCCGAAGCUUGCGUUCCUCGCGCAUUUAUGCUCGAGCAUUGACAAGUUCCGACCGGAGUCUUGUGUUGUGGUGGGAAACUACUACUCCCUUCUCUCCAUGCACGAGAAGGCAGUGCAGUACUUCCGCCGAGCACUGACCCUCGACCGAACUUGCCUCUCGGCGUGGACACUCAUGGGCCACGAGUACGUGGAAUUGAAGAACACCCAUGCGGCAAUCGAAUCGUACCGUCGCGCGGUUGACGUCAACCGUCGGGAUUAUCGGGCCUGGUACGGUCUUGGUCAGACGUAUGAGAUGUUGGAGAUGCACACCUACAGCCUCUGGUACUACAAGAAGGCAGCCGGCUUGAGGCCCUGGGACGGCAAGAUGUGGCUUGCUGUCGGUUCGUGCUUGCAAAAGAUGGGUCGCGACCAGGACGGCAUCAAAGCACUGAAGCGGGCCCUCUUGGCAGACGCAUACUACGAUACUGGGAGCAGCUUCGGAAGUGGAGGAGACUUCCUCAAUGGUCGGAGUGCAACAGGCCACCUGGACCCGGAGCUGCUUUUCCAAAUUGCCAGUAUGUACGACCAUCUCGGUGAGGAGGACGAGGCAAAGGCGUACAUGGAGCUUUGCCUCGCGCAGGAAGGCGGCGAGGCCACCGACAACGCGCUGAACGAAUCGAUCGCGAUACACAACGAUUCUCCAGGCGCAUCCGAUGACGAAGGUAACGGAGACGGCCGUAAGGAGGGUGCCAAUGAAGGCACCGGAGUAACCGCAUCGACAAGCAAGGCCCGUAUGUGGCUCGCAAAGCAUGCUAUGCGGACAGCGGACUACACGACAGCCAACCGAUUGGGCACAGAGCUGACGCAGGACGGCUUCGAGGUGGAAGAGGCCAAGGCUCUGGUGAGGGAAGCCAGGGUGCGCAUCAGGAAUGCGGAAAUAGGCCUCACUCCUUGA
Colletotrichum spaethianum is the source of this 2055-nucleotide messenger RNA. RefSeq names its product anaphase-promoting complex subunit 8. Gene Ontology annotation, cellular component: anaphase-promoting complex. The record is from RefSeq and is a predicted model, not a curated record. Lineage: Eukaryota; Fungi; Ascomycota; Sordariomycetes; Glomerellales; Glomerellaceae. The coding region runs from base 1 to 2055 and encodes 684 amino acids. The transcript is spliced from 3 exons. Gene Ontology annotation, biological process: cell division. Gene Ontology annotation, molecular function: protein binding.